UAAUCGAAACCGGGAAAUCGGCGAACGCCACCGUCGGUGGGGGAUAAUGACUCCGCCAGCCAUUCUGCCCUACCCAGGAUCGUGUUUCUUGGCUCUUGAGGGAGAAAGGAAAUGUUUAAUCUCCUCAAAUCUCUUCGGCAAGACCAGUGAAGCUUUGUUGGCUAAUCUCGCGUGGUUCCGAAGCAAGACUGGCUACACCGCAGAGCCUGCGCCCAGCUCAGCAUGGAAGCCUCGGUGCGUGAACAGCGCGACGGAGAUCGGCGUGCGCGAGAAUUGUACCAUUACUUCCAACCCGACAAUCCGGCCCUUCUGUCGCCAGGGGACGCCCAUGCGAUCCCCUCCGCAUCGACCGUGAAAUCCAGCCCCAAUCUGGUUUUGACCGCGCUCACCCAACUCGCGGCCGUGAAACUUGGAGUUCAACGGGCGAUCAUCAGUCUCAUCGAUCGGGAAACACUGUACGUGGUUGCAGAGGCCUCGCGGUCACUACAUUUGGGCAAAUUUGAUGUUUUUGAUGAUGAUGGGGACGGGCUCUGGAUGGGCUGCGCACGCGGUCCGGUAGCGGGGACCCUAUGUGAGGUACACUGCCAAUGUGGAAAUGACCAUCAUAUCACCUUCCUGGGCUUUGCUAAUUUGCGCCUGUCCAUUCAGAAAACAAUUACAUUACUCCCGACCCCCGAGCGAAAAUACCCGUUCUUUGUGGUGGAUGAUUUGAGACUACAUCCGGCGUAUUGCAAUAUACCAUGUGUCGCCAGGGAUCCUUUCUUUCGCUUCUAUGCCGGCACACCCUUGACCACGUCGAAUGGCAUCAAUAUUGGCAGCUUAUAUGUGAUCGAUCCCCGGCCCAACUUGCCUUUGACCGAAGCCCACAGAGAGACACUGGGAUCUAUUGCGGAUGCCGUGAUGGACUACAUGGAAACGUCGCGCCAAUCGCUUGAAGCCGAACGCUUGACCAAGUUGCUAUCGGGUCUCAGUACGUUUGUGCAAGGGGAAGAUAAUGCCGACCCCUUGAACAAGUCAAUGCCUCAUAGCGCCGCUUCCUCGGACCAAGACCGUUCCCGUACACCAAGUCCCCAUCAUGGAGAGAAGCAUAUAGCGACAUCGCCAUCCCCUAGGGAAACGAACAGAAGUCCACCUUCACCAGCCGUCAGUCAAUUGAAGGGUGUCGCUAACCCCGCAAAUCAUGCGAUACCUCUUCUCCCACCGGCAACGCACAUAGCAUCAAGUCCGCAUGUGCCAGCCUCGUCAUCGGUUUCUAGUGGUAGUAGAGUAAACCAGACCUUCCAGCGCGCAGCAAGCCUCAUGCGACAAAGUCUGGGGUUGGAAUCACAUGGCGGCGUCCUCAUCGUCAAUACCAACGUACCCGCUGAGACGAACGCCGUUCAUGGUGUCGGUCAGCACCGCCAUAAGGGAAAGAUGGUCAGAGUCUGCGCCCUGGUGGAUGCAGAGGUCCCCUCCAUCGAAAGUGGCUCGGGUUGCAGUUCACUACCCGCUACACAGAUGGACCUUUCCUUCGCUCGCCGAGUCCUUCGGCGUUACAGGCGCGGUGGGCUAUGGUAUUUCCACCAGGAUGGAACCGCCUUCUCGUCCGAUGAUGAAGAGAUUAGCUGCAAGGGUCAAAGGAAUGAGUCAUUUUCGCCUUCGACAAUGCACCCACAGUCCUUCGGCACAAUGCCAGCAAAAGAUGCCAAAGCUUUGAAGAAGUAUUUUCCUUCCGCAACGAAGAUUAUCUUCGUUCCUCUUUGGGACUCGUUCAGUUCUCGCUGGUUUGGGGGCUGUUUCAUCUGGAGCUCUCUCGAAACUCGUGUUUUCAGCGCUCAUGUUGAUCUUGGCGGCCUUUUUGGAUUCGGCUCGUCGUUGAUGGUCGAGUACAGCCGUAUCUUAAGUCAGGAUUCAGACAAAAAGAAGGCCGAUUUUAUAAGUACCAUCUCCCACGAAUUGCGCAGUCCAUUGCAUGGGAUUCUAGCAGCCAAUGAGCUUCUUGCAGAAUACGUCGUGUCGGAGUCUGCGAGCAGGCUGCUUGACACGAUCCGUGCAUGUGGCCAGACUCUCCUUGACACAUUUGAGCAGAUUCUCGACUACACCAAAAUCAACUCUUUCGCAAGCAAGCGACAGCACUCUCGCAAUGACAAACUUACCUCUCAACCCUUGCAUAUUGCCAAAUCAGUGAACGUCGUUGAACUCGUUGAGGAAGUCGUCGAAAGUGUCUUCGCGGGCCAAAUUUUGUCGGGUGUGAUGACUCCAUUCGGUAGUUCCCCUGCAAAUUGGUCUUUGGAUGUGAACGGGGUCCAGAAUACAGCAUUGGAGCUCGGUGAUUGCGAUCACGUCGAUCUUAUACUUGAUGCCGCACACAAGGAUUGGGAGUUUGUCCUAGAACCAGGGGCACUGCGUCGCAUUGUUAUGAAUGUGUUGGGAAACGCGUUAAAGUAUACACAACGGGGAGCCGUCACUAUCCGUCUUGAGAUUCAGGAGAAUCAUGAUGGAGACACUAGUCAGGCAUUGUCUGUACACGCUGAUUCCCAGGUCCUCCUUAUUACUGUCUCUGAUACGGGAAAAGGAAUUUCUGCAGAAUAUCUCCAGUCCCACAUCUUCACGCCAUUUUCUCAGGAAGAUGGGCUAUCUCCGGGCACGGGUCUUGGUCUUUCACUUGUUCACAGUAUCCUCCGGUCGGUUGAUGGAAAAAUUGCGAUUGAAAGUCAAGUCGGAGUCGGAACUACUGUCAAGAUGGCCUUUCCGAUCUCUCAGCCGCGCCAUCGCAAGCCUUCAGAUACCCAGACCCCCAGAUAUAGUUCCCUUCUUCAAUCGUCAAGCCCGAUUGCAGCUGUGCGGAGUAGUUUGGAAGGCAAGAUUUUGCGGGUUAUCACUCCGCAAGAUCCUGCAUCUGUCCCCUCUCCUCCGAAUAAUAUGAUCAAGUACUACCUUACGGAAUGGUUUGGAAUGAUCAGUCAGACCAACGAUUCCACUUUACCCGCCGAUUUAUCAAUAGUUGAUGAACAUGACCUUCACCUUCUGGUCAGCCCACCACAGACUCUGCUCCUUGUUCUCUGCCACCGAGGGCCCAAAUCAUGGUCGAGAACGGUCGGUCCAAACAAGAUCCUUCCGAACUCCUUUCGCGUUACUCUACCUUGCGGUCCUCAUCAACUAGCCCGAACGCUUUUGAAUUGUUUUCAGGGCACGAGGCUCAAGAAGUCACCCUCAAUUGAUAAACGCUCGUCUUUGGAACUCUCAAGUCAUUCAUUUAAAUGUGACCAGGUUUUGAAGACUGAGAUCUCUUGCAACCCCGCGGCUGCGGAUCCUCCGUCCCCGCAAAAAACCUCAUAUCUUAAUCAGACAAUUGGCUUGAAGCCCCAUAUUACAGAGUAUGGUGGCGAUAAGCCGAAGAUUAGCGCCAUCCCCUCACCCCCUGUGGAGGAAAACUCGCCGAAUAUUGUCGCAAAUAAUUUACAAAGCAUGCAAGUGUCACCGAACGGCUCAAAACCUAGGCCGCGAAUCCUUUUGGUAGAGGACAACGCCAUCAACCUCGCUUUAUUGGAAAAGAUUGUCGCGCGAACGAAACCUGAAAUCCUCGACACGGCCACCAAUGGACAGGAAGCUGUCAACUCGGUGCGGGCGAUGUCCGGUGGCUAUCAGUACAUCUUUAUGGAUAUAUCUAUGCCUAUAAUGGACGGGUUUGAAGCAACCCGAAUAAUUCGAUCGAUUGAAAGGGCACGCCAAGCACAAAUACCUGCCAAAAUCAUUGCACUUACUGGCUUAGGAUCUGAUGAACAUAUUGCGAGGGCGUAUGAGGCAGGCGUGAAUCUUUUCCUUACGAAACCUAUCUCCUUCAAGGAGAUCUUACGCCUUUUGAAUGAGGACGAGCAUCGCCGAGUAGCAGUCCCCGGCGUGCAAAGUCCAUGAUAACCUAAGUAGAUAGAUAUUCAUUUUCCAGUUUUACUUCUCAGGCUUAUUGAAGAUAAUUAAGAAGGCAAUACGAAUGGAGUCAAUCUGUUGAAGUUGAAAAACUUCCUGAGAGCUUGUGGAGGAUGGGAGUGGGAUAUUCAUAGUUAUACUAUAUAAUUCUUCACGGUUUCUAGGACUAUUCUAGUGUCCUAUUUGCCUUCCAGAUCGUCGGGGAUCUGUAUUACGUCAAAUUCCAUUGUCUACUUCGAUGAUUUUGACAUUUGAUUAGGGAAAUAGGAUGGCUCAAGUUCUUCCUUUCCCCUAUGCAGGACGGGGGAUGUUUCGACUAUGG
This is a messenger RNA of Penicillium brasilianum, 4228 nucleotides long. The record is from the annotation of a GenBank genome assembly. NCBI's taxonomy places the organism in Eukaryota, Fungi, Ascomycota, Eurotiomycetes, Eurotiales, Aspergillaceae.